AUGGAAGAACUUCUUCUCCACGAUCAAGGCUGUCUACGAUUCGCCAACCAAAGGAACUGCACCUCUUCUCAGCGCCGACGGAAAUACCCUACUUACCGAGAAGACACAAAUACUAGAGCGUUGGGCUGUUCACUUCAGAGGCAUCCUCAACCAUCUCCGACGCCGCCAUCGACCGUCUGCCUCAAGUGGAGAUCAAGGUCAACCUUGACCUCCCGUCCUCUCCACGAAACUAUCAAGGUCGCGCAGCAGCUCUCCAGCAGGAAAGCGCCCGGAUCGGACCCGAUUUCUGCUGAGAUCUACAAGCACGGUGGCCCCCAACUCAUGGAUUAUCUAACGGCCCUCUUCCAGGAGAUGUGUUGUCAAGGCGAAGUCCGCAGGAUUUCAAGGACACCACAAUCUUCCAACUCUACAGGCGCAAAGAGAGACGCCAAAUCUGCGACAACCAUCGAGGCAUUUUCCUGUUGAACAUCGCCUGAAUAAACAUCCGGAAAGCAAGUUCGGCUUUCGCCAUCACCGUGUAACCCCCGACAGGGUCUUCGCCGUCCGCCAAAUGCAGAAGUGUCAGGAGAUGGGGACCCGCCUGUACUCUGCCUUCGACAUGGUGAAUCAUGAAGGACUGUGGAAAGUUAUGCAGAGAUUCGGCUGUCCCGAAUUAUUCACUCAGAUGGUGUGUCAGCUCCACGAUGACAUGAUGGUACGAUUCACGGACAACGGAGUUGUCUCAGAGGUAUUCUCAGUGACCAGCAGAGUGGAGAAGGGCUGCGUCCUCGCGCCUACCCUCGUCGGUCUCAUGUUCUCUGCCAUACUGAUGGACGCCCAUCGUGACGAACGCCCCGGGAGCCGCAUCGCCUACAGGACGGACGGCCACCUCCUCAACCAAAAGCGGAUGCACUUCCAGUCGCGUGUAUCCACAGCCACCGUCUACGAACUUCUGUUUGCCGAUGACUGCGUCCUCAAUGUAUAUGCUGAAGGAGACAUGCAAAGGAGGAUGGACCUCUUCUGCGCCGUCUGCGUGAACUUUGGUCUGGUCAUCAACCUGGAGAAGACGGUGGUCAUGCAUCAAGCGCCACCUAACACAGCCCCUCCCCCCAACGCGCCGCAAAUCAGCGUGAACGGAACCCAACUGCAAGUGGUGGACAACUUCACUUAUCUGGACAGCACCAAAAUCGAUGACGAAAUCGCCCGCCGGAUUUCCAAGGCCAGUCAAACCUUCGGCCGUCGUCAAAACACAGUUUAG
This is a messenger RNA of Spirometra erinaceieuropaei, 1237 nucleotides long. NCBI's taxonomy places the organism in Eukaryota, Metazoa, Platyhelminthes, Cestoda, Diphyllobothriidea, Diphyllobothriidae. The record is from the annotation of a GenBank genome assembly.